ACCUGUCAGACCUGAGCUAGCAGCGCGUGUAGCCAGAGAGCAGGGCGGCUCUAGGAAGCAGGCAGGGCUCCUUGCUGGGCCUGGCUGCCUGGCCAUGCUCUGGGCACUCUGGCCAAGGUGGCUGGCCGGCAAGGGGCUGCCUCUCCUGGGGGCAGUGCUGUUGUGGAAGAGAGAGAAGAGGGGUCCUCAGUGGCAGCGGCGGGAAACCCACCCAUACUAUGACCUCCAGGUGAAGGUGCUGAGGGCCAGAAAUAUCCGGCACACAGACCUGUUGUCCAAAGCCGACUGCUACGUGCAGCUGUGGCUGCCCACGGCGUCCCCCAGCCCUGCUCAGACAAGAACAGUGGCCAACUGCAGUGACCCCGAGUGGAACGAGACCUUCCACUACCAGGUCCAUGGCGCUGUGAAGAACGUGCUGGAGCUCACCCUCUAUGACAAGGAUGUCCUGCGCAGCGACCUGCUCUCCCUGCUCCUGUUUGACCUGAGGAGCCUCACGUGUGGCCAACCCCACAGACACACCUUCCCGCUUGACCACCCGGAUUCACAGGAGCUGCAGGUGGAAUUCCUUCUGGAGCAGAGCCAGGUGCCUGCGUCUGAAGUCAUCACCAAUGGGGUCCUGGUGGCUCACCCCUGUCUGAAAGUCCAGGGCACCCUCUGGGGAGAUGGGACAACCCUGCGUCGAGAGUAUGGCUCUAGGCAGCUCCAGCUGGCAGUGCCCGGGGCCUAUGAGAAGCCACAGCUCUUGCCCCUGCAGCCUCCUGUGGAGCCAGGCCUCCCGCCCACCUUUACCUUCCACGUGAACCCGGUGCUGAGCUCCAGGCUAGACGUGGAGCUGGGGGAGAAGCUCACGGCUCUGCAGGGUGGCCCGAAUGCGGAGCCGGAGACUCGGAGCAGCAAGCUGGGCAAGGGGGGCAUCCCGCUCUCCUCUCUGCCCGUAGGCCAGGAGGAGCAGUGCUCCGUGGCCCUGGGGGAGGGCCAGGAGGUGGCUCUGAGUGUGAAGGUGGAAAUGAGCUCUGGGGACCUGGACCUGCACCUUGGCUUUGACCUCAGUGACGGGGAACAGGAGUUUCUGGACAAGAGGAAGCAGAUCGUGUCCAAGGCCCUGCAGCAGGUGCUUGGAUUAAGUGAGGCUCUGGACAUCGGCCAGGUGCCUGUGGUGGCUGUGUUGGGCUCCGGGGGCGGAACCCGAGCCAUGUCUUCCCUGUACGGCAGCCUGGCAGGGCUGCAGGAGCUCGGCCUCCUGGACGCUGUGACCUACCUGAGCGGGGUGUCUGGGUCCACCUGGUGCAUCUCCACACUCUACAAGGACCCGGCCUGGUCCCAGGUGGCCUUGCAGGGCCCCAUUGAGCAUGCCCAGGCUCGGGUCUGCAGCAGUAAGCUGGGGGCAAUGUCCACAGAGCAGCUACAAUACUACACUCAGGAACUGGGGGUCCGGGAGCGCAAUGGCCACAGUGUGUCCCUCGUCGACUUCUGGGGCCUCCUCGUGGAGUAUUUCCUGUAUCAGGAGGAAAACCCCGCCAAGCUGUCUGACCAGCAGGAGGCGGUCAGCCAGGGUCAGAACCCAUACCCCAUCUAUGCUGCCGUCAACGUCCGCACCAACAUCAGUGGGGAAGACUUUGCAGAGUGGUGUGAGUUCACCCCCUACGAGGUCGGCUUUCCCAAGUACGGGGCUUAUGUUCCCACUGAGCUCUUCGGCUCGGAGUUCUUCAUGGGACGACUGCUGCAGCUGCGGCCUGAGCCCCGGAUUUGCUACCUGCAGGGAGUAUGGGGCAGCGCCUUCGCAGCCAGCCUGGAUGAGAUCUUCCUGAAGACUGCGGGCUCCAGCCUCGGCUUCCUGGAGGGGUACAGACGCAGUGUAGACGUCACAGAUGAUUUCCAGGAGCUCCGGCUGCAUGACCCCACUCGACUACAUACGAGGCUCUUCACCCCCCAGGGCCCCUUCUCACAGGCCGUGCUGGACAUAUUCACCUCCCGCUUCACUUCUGCCCAGAACUUUAACUUCACCCAGGGCCUCUGCCUGCACAAGGACUACGUGGCUGGCAGGGAGUUCGUGGCCUGGAAAGACACACACCCGGACGCCUUCCCCAACCAGCUCACCCCCAUGCGGGACUGCCUGUACCUGGUGGACGGAGGCUUCGCCAUCAACUCUCCGUUCCCACUGGCUCUGGUGCCCCAGAGAGCAGUGGACCUCAUUCUGUCCUUUGACUACUCCCUGGAUGCCCCUUUUGAGGUCUUACAGAAGACAGAGGAGUACUGCCAGGACCGGGGAAUCCCCUUCCCUCAGAUAGAGGUGGGCCCUGGGGACUUGGAGGAGCCCCGCGAGUGCUAUCUGUUUGCCAAGGCCAAUGACCCCCGCUCGCCCAUUGUGCUGCACUUCCCCCUUGUCAACCGCACCUUUCGAACACACCUGGCCCCAGGUGUGGAGCGGCAAACAGCUGACGAGAGGGCCUUUGGGGACUUUGUUGUCAACGGGCCAGAGACCCCCUACGGCAUGAUGAACUUCACCUAUGAGCCCCGGGACUUUGAUCGGCUGGUGGCCCUGAGUCGCUACAACGUUCUGAACAACGUGGAGACUGUGAGGCGCGCCCUCCAGCUGGCUCUGGACCGGCGGCAGGCUGGGGAGAGGGCUGGGGGCUGACCCCAGCAGGGGAGGACUGUGACAGAGAGGAGAGAGCUGGGCUCUGGCCAGGGCGGUGGAGGAGGAGUGGGGGCACUUUAUGGGGCUCUGCUUCCCCUCUGUCUAGGACCUGCCUCCAGGGCCCCAGGCCGUGGAAAGUGCUUGUAGAAUUCCAGCUGCGUUUCUGGGGGAAAAUGGGGCUCCUGGGGAGGUGGGCAGAAGAGAGCAGUGCGCACGGUGCGGUGGUGUGGGCAGAAUCAGGCAGCAGUCUAGCCGCAGGGCCCACCCCAAACACAGACCUCAGGGCCCAGCUCCUCGACCCUCUCCAGAGCAGGGGCUGCAGGCUGAGGUGCCACCGCCCUCCUGACACGGGGACCCCACCCGAGCUCCUGGGGGCUGCUACCGGGAAUGCCGAGAGGCCCUGUGGGUGGGUUGCCAGUUUGCCGCUGACUCCAUCGUCCUGCCUCUGCCCCUCCCUCGCCUUCUGGCCUCCCUUGUCCCUCCUCGCAGCUCCCCCUUCUCUGCCCAGCCUCCCAGAGCCUGUGGGCUGAGGCCUUCUGGCUGGGCUCCGGCUGGUGGGGGUGCUCGUCUCCCUGUGAGCUACCCACUGCGGAUGACCUGUGCUCGCUCUUUAAAUCUGGGCCACAACCUCUGGUCACAUGUACAGCUGCCCCCUCAUGCAAAUUAGCUUCACCGUCCCCGGGAGCUAAAUGGGUGUGCCUAGAGGCACAGAGUGGAUGUGCACCUGCGGGUGGGGUGUGGCAGCUCCCAGGGAGGGCAGCCGGGCGGGGCGGGGCUGAGGGUGGGUCCAGGUAGCCCUGCCUGGGUUCCCGCCCCUUUCACAGAUGCAGCCCAUGAUCUGAGAGAGUCUCUGUUUUCCUCUACCUUUUUGUAUUUCCCCUGACCCGCCUGGGACCCUCCAGAUAUCUAGAGCCUCCCCGUGUGGGCAGGUUUAAGAUUUGUGCGAGGAGAUCUGCUCUGACCAGGCCCUCUCCAUCUGGCCUUCGCCCCUGCAGCGUCCUCACCCCACCGCCCGGUGUGCAGCCGCUGGGCCCUGCAGUGGCCUGGCUGCCUCACACGCCUGAGCUCCGGCAGCUUCUGCCCCUGAGCCCAGAGUGCCCUAUCUGGCUGCGUGGCCUGCUCCUCCUUCUCACAUACAAAUAUGCUGUCUGAGACCAAAGUCACAGUUCCUCUUUCCAUCAGGGACAUGUAUGCUGGGAGGCCUCACCAGUCCUGAUUCUGAGAAGACCCUAGUUCGUGUUCCCAGCUGGGAGGAAGGUGGCGGGAGCCUGGCCUGGGACCCUGGCCCUCCAGCUGACGCAAGCUGUGAGGGCUGGACAGCCAGUGCUUUGGUGGCAUGGGCUGGGGCGGCUUGGUUCUCUCCUGCCUCUUUGUCACUGCUGCCGUUGCAGUCCACCACCUUUGCCUCUUGGCUCAGCAGCGAGAGGUCUACUGCGGGGAGCAGCCCUAGGCUGGCCCCUGAGCUCCUGCUGUGGACAUUGUUGUCACCACUGCUGUGCCUGCCAUCAUCAGUAACUUAUUUGAACCUUCGUAGAGUUCACAACUUGGAACGGCACAGAGUUCUUAGAACUUGGAACUCAGAGUUCACAGAAUUCUUAGAACUUCACAGAAUUCACAGCUUAGAAUCUGCAGUCAGUCUUCAGUGCCCCCCAGGCUGACUCUGGCCCUGGGGGUGUCAGGCCCCAAGAGCAGGGAUUUUUGUCUUUUUGUUGUUGUUCACUGCUGUAUCCCCAGUGCCUAGAGUGCCUAGGUGCUCGGUAAAUAUUUGACAAAUAAAUGAAUGGGAACCCACGUUCUAUGAGAUGGCUUAUCACCUGCCAACCAUGAAAAGGUGAGCAACACGCUACUCCAGUGGCUCUUGACCCAUUUGGACCUUUUGAAAGUGUCCAGGCAGGGCAUGUUCCUUGUCCAUAUCCCCCACUCGGCCCCUCUGGACCGUGGAAACUGAGGCUUCUGCAGUGAGGCCCAUGUGGUCCUUGGCCUGUGUUUCAGCUGAUUCAAGUUGGUACCACCAAAGCCUCCUCUCGUCCUGCCUCCCUCUGGCCCUCCAGUGCCUCUGCCUUCCUCCUCCCCCCACGCUCUCCUGGGCUUCCCAAACACUGCGGGAUUUUCUGGGGGUACCUCAAGGCCCCUGAAGGCAUGUAGAUUUCCAGUUCCUUCUUGAGUACCAGGUAAAAGCUGUGGUCCCUCCCGUCCCUUCCCUCCCCACUGACCUUGCCAUCCUUUGGUUUCAAACAAAUCGUCCUCUGGAGAAGUUUCCAAGGAAGUCCUGAGUCUUGAGACACACUUGUUUUAUGCUGAACUGUGCCUUUUCUCUCCCCUCUCCCCUUUCCUGCUUUCUGAUUCAAGGCUCUUCCGCUCUCCCCGUCUGCUGCGUCGAAGGCUAUGCAUUCUGCUUCUAGUAUUCUGGUGGUUCCUCUUGACAAUUUCAUUGACAUACAAUUUACAUGUGAUAGCAUGCAUCCAUUCUAAGCGUUCUCUAAGUGUAUAAGUGUAGAGUUCAGUGAAUUUUGACAACUUUACAUAUACCUGUAAAUACCACCACAAUCAAGAUAUGGAACAUUUCCAUCACCCUAGAAAGUUACCUUGUGUUCCAUCCCAGUCCAUUUCCCCAGCCCUGGUCCCAGGUGACCACCGGUCUGCUUUCUGUCGCUACAGGCUAGAUUUGUCUUUUCCAGAGUCUCACAUGAUGGAAUUAUGUAGAAUAUACUCUUGUGUGUCUGGCUUCUCUCACUCAACAGAACACCUUUGGGAUUCAUCCAUGUUGUGUUCAUUCCUUCUUAUUACUGGGUAGGAAUUAUGUGGAUAUACCACAAUCUGUUUAUUCAUUCCCCUACUGAUAGGAAUUUGGGUUAUUUCCAGUUUUUAGCUUUCAUUAAGCUCUUAAUACUUACACAUGUAUUUUUAAAACAACCCAUUUAAGAAGUCAGUCUCUAUUUUCUCUCCCCAAUGAGAAAAACAUCUCAGUGCACUCCCAGUUCCCUACGCUCUUGCCCUGCACACUGCCCCCCACCCAGCCCAGCCACCUGGAACUUUAUUUCCAGCGUAUUAAAAACUUCAACAUAGAAACUUUUAUUUGCACUUUCAACAUUUUAUUGAUUUAUUUGCUUUUAAUGAGGGACUGUGAAUGGCAAAGUCUGAGUCUUGUAAGUCUGGAGUUGUCUUUUCUUGCCCUGUGACUUAUGAAUCACAGCCUGGAUGAGUAUGGAAUUCUUGGUUCAAACUUACAUUUACUCAGGUAUUAGUGCCUUCGUGCAUCUGGUGUUGCUGAUGGGCAGUGUGAUGGCAGUAGAUUCUCAUUCCAUUGUAGGUAAUUUGUCUUUCCCUAAUUUUUAGGACUUUGAUUUUCAAAAGUUUAAUUAUGAUUUUUCUAAAGUAUAACUUAAAUAUCAGCGAGCUUUUUCAAUUUCUAGAUUCAUGUCUUUUUGAAGCUCUAAGAAAUUAUUUGCCAAUUUUAUCAAAACUGCUCUUUAUUCUCUCUUUCUGGAAUCUGCAUUAAACAGAUAUAGGAAUAGCUGAACCAAUCCUCUGUAGACCUAAACUUUCUCUUUACACAUUCCAGCUUUUCAUUGUGCUGCAUUGUGGAGUUUUUCUUGGCAUAAUUAUCCAGUUCAUGAAUACAAUCUUCACCUGUGUCCAGUCUGCUCCUUGAUUUGUCUUUUGGGGUUUUUUGGUUUAACGUUACUAUCACAUUUUCCAUUUUAAGUUCUCUAAUAGGAUCUUUUCCAAAACUACCUGUUUUCAUUGCACAGAUAGGUUUCGCUCUUUUAAAUCUGAUGAUGUUAAUAUAUGUAUUUUAAGGCAUUUUUAUUAUUGUUUCAUGAAUGGUUUCCUUGGGGUAGGUUUUUUGUUGCCUCUCUUUCAUGGACUCUGCCUUCUUUAUGUAUUUGGCGAUUGGUGGUUGUAAUCUCGGCUGUGAAAGAGUUCUGUGCAUGCCCUGGGCUGUGAUGGCUCCUGGCCACCAGUCGCUGGCCAUGCAGUGGCAAUGGUGGCCUGCAGGUGGCAGUGUGGGACCCAGGGAGGAGGCUGAAGCUAUGUCAGUGUGGGACUGUCACAGCCUUGAAGUGACCCUGCAGUCUCUGGGUACUGAAUAGGUGGCAGCUGUGGCGUGGAGGGCACCUGAUAGAGUGGCAGCCAUGCGUCCCGCUGAGGCUGCUUGUUGACCUCCUCCGUUUAGGGCUGCCUCUGAGUUUCUGACUUAUGAAAAGUUCCCUUUUUUGUUUUGAAUCAUGGGUUAUGAAUCUAUUAACCUAUGUUUAUAUCUUUUCCAUUAUUAAUAUGAUGAGUUUGGUGUGUAGGGGGUGCUACCCUUUGGAUGUUUUUCCCCUCCAAAUCUCAUGUUGAAAUCUGAUCCCCAAUGUUGGAGGUGGAGCCUAGUGGGAGGUGUUUGUGUCGCGGGAGGUGGAUCCCCCAUGAAUGGACUAAUGCCCUUCCCGGAUGGGGGUGGGUUCUCACUCUGUUAGUUCCCACCAGAGCUGCUGGUUAAAAAGAGCCUGGCACUCCCUCCCUCCGCUUCCUCUGUCACCAUGUGAUCUCUGCACAUGCCAGCUCCCCUCUGCCUUCUGCCAGGAGCGGAAGCAGCCUGAGCCCUCACCUGAAGCAGAAGCAGGUGCUGGUGCCACGCUUCUCGUACAGACAGCCCACAGAAUGUGAGCCAAGUAAACCUCUUUUCUUCAUAAACUACCUGGCCUCAGGUAUUCCUUUAUAGCAACACAAAUGGACUAAGACAGGGAGUAAGUAGAAUAUUACAAAGGAGAAGUCCUGGUUUCAAGAUGAACAACACAGAGGACAGAACAAGAUCCCUGUCAACAUUUUUUUUUAAAUUAACUAUUUUCAAUGACACAGUAAAUUUUCUGAAGUUUUUAAAGAAAUAAUUUAGGUUAAAUUAUUAUAUAAUACAUCUAAAAUAAUUAAGACAUUUUAGGUAUUGUUUUACAAAUUUUAUUCUACCAAUAUUUGAGUUGUUUAAUUACUUAUGUGUUUUAUUAAUCCCCAAGUUGCACCAUCAAUCUGGACUGACAUCCACUCUUCCACUGUACCAGUUGAUCUGAGGGUGAACACAUACGAGAAUAAGGAGCCUCUUAAGCUGAGAGCUGCCAGGCCUCUCAAAGGCUCUCGGAGGCCUGCUCACAGGUUGCUGGGAGGGUGAAAGGAACUAAGGUGUGGAACGUGCUGAGCGCAGUGGCUGGCACACUGGGAAUUUUCAGUACGUUGUGGUUAUUAUUUUGCACAGGGUGCUGAUUGCUCUAAGCUGCCAAGAAGGAGUAGCCUCUUGGCUGGUCCUAAAUGACACAGUCCUCAUCACUGCCCCCUCCCUGCCAGGUGCAUUCUGCUGAGCAGCUCGGCUCAGAACUGGGCUUGUGGCUGCCACACUUGGGGAGGGGAGGUUGUGCUGCCAGGGUAACCAGGCCUCUGGUCUCAACACUCCCCUAGGCCGGGGGAGGACCUGACCUUCUGAGAUGUUUCGUAGGACUCACUCCUUGUCUGUCCCAUGGAUCUGCCUCAUCUCCCUCUGUCACCUCCUAGCCUGGGAGGAGGUGUUCCACUUUUGUGUGUCCUCAUGUGUACACGCCUGUGCUUUCUUUUCUUUUGUGAGCUGUGGCAGGGUUGUGCUGACUGGCAUAAAGAGAUGAGGAAAAAGCUCUCAGUGUAGGAGCCACCCAGGGGGUGGAGUCCCAAAUGUCUCCAUAGAUCCCUGCUUUGCUGAGGUUGGAAGAUUCAAGGUCCCAUCCCAGUGUGAUUGUUACUGCCACCACCCAGGGAGCAGGCAGGCAUCUUUGUCAAGAGCUGGGCUUGGAGUGCAGCUGGAGCCAGCGCAGGCGGGGCCUGUGGCCUAGAGCAGGGCUUCCCAGCCACUGGCUGCCGUACUAGGAUAUUCCUGAAUGGGAGACAAAGCUCCCCCGCCCUCAAGGUGGCUGGAAGGGCCUGGGCUGUCAGGAGCUGCUAGGUUUUGAAUGGUGGUAUCCCCUCCAAAAUUCAUGUUGAAACUUAAUUCCCAAUUCAACAAUAUUAAGAGAUUGGGCCUUUGGGAAGUGAUUAGGUCAUGAGGGUCAAGCCCUUAUGAGUGGGAUUAGUGAUCUUUUAAAAGGGCUUAGUUCGCCCCUUUCCUCCCUUCUGCCAUGUGAGGACACAGGGUUCCUCCCCUGCAGAGUAUAAAGCAACAGGGUGCCAUCUGGGAAGCAGACAGCAGCCAUCAUCAUACAACCUGCCAGUGCCUUGAUCUUGAACUUCCAAGCCUCCAGAAUUGUGAGAAAUAAAUUUCUGUUCUAAAUUGCC
Lemur catta (Ring-tailed lemur) is the source of this 8914-nucleotide messenger RNA. RefSeq names its product phospholipase A2 group IVF (gene PLA2G4F). Gene Ontology annotation, cellular component: cytosol. The record is from RefSeq and is a predicted model, not a curated record. The transcript has 20 exons. NCBI's taxonomy places the organism in Eukaryota, Metazoa, Chordata, Mammalia, Primates, Lemuridae. Gene Ontology annotation, biological process: glycerophospholipid catabolic process. Bases 95 to 2638 code for a protein of 847 amino acids. Gene Ontology annotation, molecular function: calcium-dependent phospholipid binding; calcium ion binding.